UCUGUCACUUUUUAGAAAUAUGUCUCGUACCUGCUUCAUGAUAUUGCUGCUGAAUUGAGCUGGGAAGAAAAGGACGAUGAUCCACAUUUGAGGAGAUAUCUUCGACCUGCUCUGUUGAAAAUGGCCGCCAUUUAUGAAGAUGUUCUUCCGGAAAGUAAACAGCGUUACACAGCCAAAGCUAAGAAAUAUUUCAACGACUGGCUUGAUAAAGGCAAACCGAUUUCACCGAAUGUUCGUUACGCCAUCUACACGAUUGGAUUAAGAGUAGCAAAUGACUCUGUGUGGACGAAAGUUUUUUAUAGAUACCAGACUGAAACAGUCCCAUCGGAAAAGAAAAAGUUGAUGUACGCGCUCACAACUAGUCAGAACGAAGUCAUUUUAAAAAGAUUGUUGAAGUAUUCAUUGGAUGAAACUAAGAUUCGUUCCCAGGACUCCGUGUCUGUCAUAGAUUCAAUAGCCCGCAAUCCUCAGGGGAGUUUAUUAGCGUGGCAGUUUGUACAGGAUAAUUACCAUGAAUUGUACCAAAGAUAUGGGGUCGGCUCUUUUGAUUUUAGUCGUUUGAUCACGUCGAACACCGCUCACUUUAACACAGAGGAAAUGAAAACCCAGGUUAGCCAGUUUUUCGCGAAGGUUAACCAAGGAUCUGGGGAGAGGGCUGUUCGUCAAAGUCUGGAAAGUAUAGAAGGAAAUAUAAAAUGGAUGAAAGACCACGGACCUGCAGUGAAUAAAUGGUUGAAAAACUUUCUCCAUGGAAAAAACGUCAGCAAGUAGUAUCAUUACGUGAUCUGUCGCCGCGAUUUCCCAAAGCACGGUUGAAUAUGCACGACAGCGGAACGAUUUCAUGUAGUAAAACAGUCGAUCCACAUGUACAGUGACGACUCUAAAUGUGAUAGAGGUGUAUCUUUAGUAUAGGUGUGACAAAAACUUCAGUAACUGCAUUGGAUUGGAAAACGUAAAAGAACAGGGACAAGGCAUUAUAUAGUUUGACUCUAGUUUGGGUUAUAGAGCUUUCCCAGUACACCCGAAGACACACUCAGUAUUCCAGUCCUUAUAUCUAACUGGUAGUGACAUUUAAAAUCGGCGGUAGAGCUGUGCCAUUUUUUUAAUGAAAUUGCACCCAAAUAUUCAAAGCUCAUAUCUAUUAGCUUCCCCUGUAUUUUUCUGGUAAUAAUUUUCAACGUAGAAACAAACACUUGUACAAAAAUGAUUCCACAAUGGGAGUUGCCUGAGACUGUAUGUAAUGCUUUCAAUUACUGACCAAACACUUUUACAUUUUUCUUACCUAAAACUAUGCGUGUUUUCAUUCUUAAAACAAAGUUCAUUAAAAAACGAAAACGAGA
Pocillopora damicornis (cauliflower coral) is the source of this 1340-nucleotide messenger RNA. Its product is annotated as glutamyl aminopeptidase. Gene Ontology annotation, biological process: proteolysis; peptide catabolic process. The record is from RefSeq and is a predicted model, not a curated record. Gene Ontology annotation, cellular component: membrane; cytoplasm. NCBI's taxonomy places the organism in Eukaryota, Metazoa, Cnidaria, Anthozoa, Scleractinia, Pocilloporidae. Gene Ontology annotation, molecular function: zinc ion binding; peptide binding; metalloaminopeptidase activity.